AUGACGUUUAUUGCAAAAGAAAUUUUUUUUGUACUUUUAUUUACAACAGUUAUUGUAUCUGGAAGAAUACACAAGUUACCCCUAAUGGAUGAUGAACGUCAUUAUGUGGACUUGACGACAUUUGGAUUCUUCCAGGGUGGGGUCUUGGAUGUUCGCAUGAUUAAUUUUAUGCUACCCUCAGGUCCUGUUGUAGGAGAGUAUGGAUUUACACUGGACAGAACUGUGAAUGAUGCUAUCAACCCUUAUCUAGAGGCUCAUUCAGAUACAUGUUUUCUAAAAGAAAGUGAUAAUAGCAUUGUGUCACCACAGCAUCCGGCAAUAGUUUUCCUUAAAAUGGAUUUCAAGAAUUCCAGAUUAAACAUAACAUGUAAAGGAGAAGUAACGGCUCUGCAUUUGUAUCAAAACAGGACUGUUAUACCAACUGACCGCACUAAAAGACAAUCACAGUAUUUGUUUAUUAAUAGAAGGAGGAGGGCUGCUAUUGGUUUUUAUAAUAUCGAAAAAACUUAUGUCACACAAUGCUCUAAUGCAGUUCUGCCAAUAACAAAAGAAACACGUAAUGGAUUUGACUAUUAUAACACUAGUUUUGCUAUGUAUGUUGCGUCGGACAAAGAGGAAGGAUUGUACAAUUUAUACUUUCACAAUUGUCCUGGAAAGGACAAUUCUCCCACUGUUAACGUAAUGCUAGAAAUAUAUGAAAGCAACGAUGGAAACUUUUUAUCAGCGGGUGAAAUGCCACUUCCAGCGCUGUACAGCAUGAUGUCAAUUAUCUUCUUUUUGAGUGCUGGCUUCUGGACUUUCAUCUUGAAGACUAGUACGCAUACUGUCUACAGAAUACACAUAAUCAUGUGUAUUCUUGUGUAUCUCAAGGCGCUGUCAUUGGCUUUCCAUGGCAUUAACUACCACUUCAUUCAAACGAGAGGCGAGCAUGUUACGACAUGGGCCAUACUAUACUACAUAACGCAUUUGCUUAAAGGAGCAGUGUUAUUCGUAACGAUAGUGCUCGUUGGUACGGGAUGGAAUUUCAUCAAACACAUUCUAGCUGACAGAGAUAAGAAGUUAUUCAUGAUCGUAAUACCUUUACAGGUUGUAGCAAAUGUAGCUGAAAUAAUAAUAGCGGAGAGCGAAGAGGGAGCGGCGGAACACAACGCAUGGCGCGAUCUGUUCAUCUUCGUGGACCUACUUUGUUGCGGUGCCAUAUCGUUUCCAGUGGUCUGGUCGAUACGUCACUUGCAAGACGCGUCGAGCACGGACGGCAAGGCAGCGAUAAACCUUCGCAAAUUGAAGCUGUUCCGACACUUUUAUAUAAUGGUCGUGUGCUACAUAUACUUCACACGAAUCAUCGUCUCUGUGCUGAAGAUUUUGGUGCCUUUUCAAUACUCAUGGAUCGACGAGAUGUUCCGUGAGAUGGCUACUUUCGUGUUCUUCGUGAUGACUGGUUAUAAGUUCCGACCGGCUGCCGCUAACCCUUACUUCACACCUAACCAGAUUGACGAUGUCGAGCCUCAAGUAUUAUCAGAUAUUGGAGUGCUCGAAGGUGUCACUCGAAUAUCGAAUAGAGAAAAAAAACGUGACGAUAUGCAACCUCUAAUGCAGGAGACAAAUUAUAAUUCCGACUAA
Parnassius mnemosyne (clouded apollo) is the source of this 1620-nucleotide messenger RNA. The record is from the annotation of a GenBank genome assembly. NCBI's taxonomy places the organism in Eukaryota, Metazoa, Arthropoda, Insecta, Lepidoptera, Papilionidae.